AUGAAUGAAACAUCUUUACAGCAAAAUACUAUGUUCGGGUCCGAUCAAUCAUGGUCUCUAUGGGACAGCAUUUCUCUCAACGACGCAUUUGUUGUUGAUGCACCCGGUGACCAAGCCGUAGUAACAAAAGUCAACAGCCCUUAUCUAUUAGGCUACCGUCCAACAAACCCCAAUGGACGCGGUAUUCUGGUCAUCGGCGGUGGAGGCUACAUCGAGCUCAUGCUUGGUCGUGAAGGCGUCACCGUCGCCAAGUGGCUGAAUAGCCUUGGGUUCUACGCUUUUGUUCUUGUGCAUCGUUUCCCCAACAGCGAGACAGGUCCACAGGCACCAUUGGAUGACGGGAGACGAGCUCUGAAGAUCAUGGCAGAGAGCGGUCUUGCACCAAAAGGUGUCAAUAUUUGUGGCCUUUCGUCAGGUGGUCAUCUGGGCGCUGCACUUCUGGCAGAAUACCCUCAGACGUGGACAUCGCCUGAUCCUGAAAUCCCUCAAGUCGAGUUCGCCAUCCUUGGUUAUGGGCCGAUUUCAACGAAUGCAGUUGGUCGGCAAAUCAUCGAAAACAAACCACCUCUACCACCAAAGGAGAAACAAGAGUUUUACAAUAUUGUGCAGCCUGACGUUCAGCUUCGCUCUCCAACGCCACCUGCGUUUAUCGUAUACUCCAACAAUGAUCCUGUUGUGCCUGCGGUCAACGCGUACCGCUUGGCGGAAGGGUUCACGAAGAAUGGCGCCUCGGUUGAGUUGCAUAUUUUUGCAGAUGCGCCCCAUGGGUUCGCAUUGGAUAGUGACAAGGAAUUGCCAGUUUCGAAAUGGCCGUUGUUGUGUGAAGCAUGGCUAAGGCAAAACAAAUGGAUAGAAUAG
Molecule: messenger RNA, 858 nt
Organism: Fusarium pseudograminearum CS3096
Lineage: Eukaryota; Fungi; Ascomycota; Sordariomycetes; Hypocreales; Nectriaceae
Exons: 1
Coding region: 1-858 (285 amino acids)
Molecular function (GO): hydrolase activity
Source: RefSeq, a predicted model, not a curated record